Molecule: messenger RNA, 363 nt
Organism: Paramuricea clavata
Lineage: Eukaryota; Metazoa; Cnidaria; Anthozoa; Malacalcyonacea; Plexauridae
Source: the annotation of a GenBank genome assembly
GACAGACGGAAAACUAAAACUAGAGUUGUAUUUGAUGGGUCUGCCAAAGAUAGUGAAGAAACAUCACUGAACAGUUGUAUUGAAGCUGGUCCAGCUUUACAACCAGAUCUAUGUGGUAUUCUUUUGCGUUUCCGAAAGAAGAAGAUCGCUGUUACAAGUGAUAUUGAGAAAAUGUUUUUGCAGAUCAGUUUAAGAGAACAAGAUCGAGAUUCUCAUCGGUAUUUGUGGCGAGACCUUGAUCUUGAAGCAUCUCCCAAAGUUUACAGAAUGACUAGAGUGACUUUUGGGGUUAUUGCCAGCCCAUUUUUGGCAAUAUGUACUACCCAAGAGCAUGUACAGAGAAAUAAAGAACUGUAUCCUGAA